UUGACAAUAAAAAUACGUUGUCUCGUGUGCCGCAUUUGCGUAACGAAGUUUGACUUAACUGUUUGAAAUUACAAAUUGCAGCCAGAAAAGACAGCAUGGUGUUGACUAGAGAAUAUCGUGUCUGCAUGCCCCUGACGGUGGAAGAGUACAAAAUUGGACAACUUUAUAUGAUAGCGCGCCAUAGUCUGGAGCAGUCUGAGGCGGGUGAAGGGGUUGAAGUAGUAGAGAAUAAACCGUGUGAAGAUCCAACACAUGGCAAGGGACAGUAUACUGAGAAGCGCAUACAUUUGUCCAGUCGCCUGCCGUAUUGGAUACAAGCCAUAUGCCCAAGAGUGUUCUAUGUAACGGAAAAAUCUUGGAAUUAUUAUCCAUACACACUAACAGAGUACACGUGCUCCUUCAUACCCAAGUUAAAUGUGACUAUCAAGACCAGAUAUGAAAACAACAAUGGGAGCACAGAUAAUUGUUUGGAUCUCAGCGAGGAGGAACUCAAAGCGCGCGCAGUGGAUCAUGUGGAUAUAGCUUUUGAUGAUCUCACUGGCAAGCAUUACAAGCGCGAGGAAGAUCCGAAGUUCUUCAAGUCCAUAAAGACAAAUCGCGGUCCGCUUAUUGAGGGCUGGCGCGAGACAGACACGCCCAUAAUGUGCUCCUACAAGGUGGUGCAUGCCAGCUUUGAGGUCUGGGGACUGCAGACCAAAGUGGAAGACUUUAUACAGCGCGGUAUACGGGAUAUAUUGCUGCUAGGACAUCGUCAGGCAUUUGCAUGGAUAGAUGAAUGGCAUGGCAUGACGCUGGAGGAUGUGCGCGACUAUGAGCGUCAAAAGCAGGCGGAAACAAAUGAGAAGGUCGCAGAGACUGUAGCCGUCCCCGAAGCUAAUGCAGCUGUCGCUGCUGACGCUGAAAAGUAAACAGUAGCCGAGCAUAUUGUAUAAACUGCAGUUAACUAGAUAUACUUUGUGAAUGUUAAACCAAAUUUAUAGCAGACAGCUUGUACCUUAAAUAUCACAUACAUACAUAUAUAUAUAAAAAUGUAUAUAUCAAUGUAAUCAUAAUGGUCCAAAGAAGCUCAGCAAGCUACAACUGCCUCGCAAGCCGAUUAACUACAAAGUACUCGAAACCAAAAUAGGCAAAUUAAGAACAA
This is a messenger RNA of Drosophila busckii, 1141 nucleotides long. It is a transcript of the gene rdgBbeta, whose product is annotated as cytoplasmic phosphatidylinositol transfer protein 1. The coding region runs from base 96 to 908 and encodes 270 amino acids. The transcript has 7 exons. NCBI's taxonomy places the organism in Eukaryota, Metazoa, Arthropoda, Insecta, Diptera, Drosophilidae. The record is from RefSeq and is a predicted model, not a curated record. Gene Ontology annotation, molecular function: phosphatidylinositol transfer activity; phosphatidylinositol binding. Gene Ontology annotation, biological process: phospholipid transport. Gene Ontology annotation, cellular component: cytoplasm.